AUGCCUCGAGAUCCAGAUGUUGAUGCAGAUGCAGCCCAAUUGGCUGCUCAUGGCCAUAAACAAGAAUUAGGACGCAAUUUCUCUAUGCUUUCUAUGUUGGGUCUUGCAUUCGCGAUCCUCAAUUCUUGGACGGCUUUGGCUACAAGUUUAAGUAUAGCUUUGCCAAGUGGUGGACCAACUUCAGUUCUUUGGGGUUUACUCACCGCCGGAGUAUGUAAUCUCUGCCUCGCCGUCUCUCUUGCCGAAUUCCUCUCCGCCUAUCCGACAGCAGGUGGUCAAUAUCAUUGGGUGGCAGUCAUAAGUUGGAAGAAAUAUGUUCCCAUCCUUAGCUGGAUUACCGGAUGGAUCAAUGUCUCUGGUUGGAUCGCACUUGUCGCAUCAGGUGGUCUUCUAGGUUCACAACUUAUCGUCGGCGUCAUUGCGCUCAUGCACCCAAAUUAUGCGCCUCAACGUUGGCAUCAAUUCCUCCUCUACAUCGCAUACAAUAUUAUCGCUUUUAUCAUCAAUGCAUUCAUGACAUCGCUUUUACCUCUGAUCACAAAAUCGGCUUUCAUUUGGUCGAUUGUUGGUUUUACAGUUAUUAGUAUCACAGUCCUGGCGACGGCUUCUCCAGAAUAUAACGAUGCAACAUUCGUCUUCACCGACUUUAUAAACAGCACGGGAUGGCCCGAUGGGGUUGCUUGGCUUCUUGGUUUACUCCAAGCUGGUCUUGGACUCACUGGUUUCGACGCCGUCGCUCAUAUGAUUGAAGAAAUUCCCAACCCAGGAGUUCAAGGUCCAAGAAUUAUGAUAGGAUGUGUUUUGAUUGGUAUCUUUACCGGAUUCAUAUUCCUGAUGGUCCUUCUAUUCGUGGGUGGUAAUGUCGAUGAAAUUAUUGGAAGUUCCGCGGGUCCAUUGCUUCAAAUCUUCUACCACGCGACAGGUAGUAAGGUAGGAGCAAUCUGUCUCCUCAUCUUUCCACUCGUCUGUCUUCUCUUCGCUACUAUCUCCAUUGCAACCACAUCCACGCGCAUGACUUAUGCAUUUGCUCGCGAUCGUGGUCUUCCAUUUUCAAGCGUCUUUUCUAGAGUUCAUCCAAAAUUGGCACUCCCACUUAAUGCAUUGUAUCUUACAAUGGCAUGUGUAUUUCUCUUUGGACUCGUCUUCUUAGGAAGCUCAUCGGCUUUCAACGCGAUUGUUAGUGCCAGUGUAGUGGCAUUAGGUGUCAGUUAUGCGAUACCUAUCUCGAUCAAUUGUCUCAGGGGUAGAAAAUGUUUACCUGAAACAAGGGAAUUCAAAUUACCUGAACCAGUGGCUUGGGUUUGCAACUUGAUUGGUAUUGCAUAUGUCAUGGUGACAACAGUUCUCUUCCUCUUCCCUCCAGAAUUACCUGUUACUGGAAGUAAUAUGAACUACUGCGUAGUAGCCUUCUUCCUCGUCUUCGUCAUAGCAGUAGUCCAAUGGUUCGUGGAUGGCAAAAAGAACUUUACAGGUCCAAGUAUAGAUAUGGACGCCAUGCACCAUGGAGAAGUCGUAGGUAUCGUUGUAGGAGACGAACCUAGUGGGACACCCAGUACAGAUUUUGGAGAGGCGAAGGAUCUUAAGUAA
Messenger RNA from Sclerotinia borealis F-4128, 1587 nucleotides. The record is from the annotation of a GenBank genome assembly. Lineage: Eukaryota; Fungi; Ascomycota; Leotiomycetes; Helotiales; Sclerotiniaceae.